This is a messenger RNA of Brenthis ino (lesser marbled fritillary), 1077 nucleotides long. Lineage: Eukaryota; Metazoa; Arthropoda; Insecta; Lepidoptera; Nymphalidae. The record is from the annotation of a GenBank genome assembly.
AUGAAAAAGAAAGAAAAGAAGGAAAACACGGCCAUUCUCUUUUUAGUGUUAAAGGAAAUAAUUAAGAAAAUGAGAACUGCUGAUAAACUUUUUGAUAGUUUAAAACCAAAACUCGAUUUCUUGGGUAGUUAUUUUGAUGGAUUGCGUGUGGGUCAUGCAAGUGAAUAUGACAUUAAUGUGAUUUUGAAAUUUCCCAUUAACUACGAAAACAUUAAACUAUCUACGUGUAAUUCAUUUCACGAUUAUACAAAUAUAAUAAUGCCUUCAGAAUUUCGUAGGUUGGCUAAAAUACCUGAGACAUCUAAUAAGGGUUUUAUGAAAACAAAACUAUGGUGUAAUAAGGAAUACAAGCUAUCCGUAUCAAAAUUUCGAUCUUGGAUGCAGAGUGUAGUUGAUCAUGCUUUGAACACUAUGCCGUUGGAAAAUGGAAUAAGAGUCUUAGUUUUGCAACAUAAGCAUAAAUAUAGAAUAUUUAAAAAAAUAUCAGGUCCUGCUAUUACGUUAACAGUAAUUAAAGAAGAUAAUAGUGCUAUUGAUGUCGACUUAGUACCCACUUUUACAUUUAAAUUACCAAAAAAACCGGUUGAUUCAAAAGUUUGCUUUACCAAAGUAGAAUCGACAAAUAUACAUACGUAUUUUGUAGUACCUAAACCGAAUGGUGAUGAUUUUAGUUGGAGAUUAACAUUUCCAUUUCAAGAAAGAUACUAUUUAAAAAACAACAACAAUUUGAAGAGUGUUAUAAGACUCAUCAAACAUUUUAGAGAUAUUCAAGGUUUUACAAAACUAUGUAGCUAUUUUAUUAAGACACUUUUUUUAUGGCAAUGUGUAACUAUGGACAACAGUUAUUGGACAAGGAAUUCUAUGUAUUAUUUAGUGAUUAAUAUGCUUCAUAAGCUUAAAGAUAGCUUAGGCAAUAGAGAUCUAAGAAAUUUCUGGUGUCCAGAUCAUAAUAUUUUGGAGAAGAUCAAACCAGAAACUUGUAAAAAUUGGCAUAAUCGGUUAAAUUAUAUAUUAAAUGAUAUAGAGUGUAAACAAUAUAGUAAACCCAAUGUAAUACUGAACUAUUUUUCUAAACAU